UUGAAUAGCAUCUUCGUGAGUUCGUGUCACUCGCGUCAUCAUGGCAGAGCAGGAAGUUAACCAAAAUGAAUUCGAGUUAAAAUCUCUGAAUUCUGAUAUUCCAACCUUUGUUGGAUUCAUCAAUAAAUCACGCAAUGAUGCCAGAGCCUGGUGGCUGGACUUUGAUGGGGUUCCAGUGUCGUAUGGAGACAUACGACCGGGUGCGUUAUUAAGGAUGGACACUUUUCUCACACAUCCUUGGGUUUUCAGGGACACUCGCAAUGGUGCAAAACUUUUGACGAAUUUAAAAGAGGUUCACAUGCCAAUUCCCACAGAAUAUGAUGAAGAUGGCGACCCUGCUUAUCUAAGCGUGAUCAUAAACAACCCAGUUUACUCUCUUCUAGAUUCCUGCUUGAUGUUGAUCAGAAGCCUGGUGAGAUUUGAACACUACCAUCGACUGGACAUUCCUGCAGCAUUGAAACAGGAGCUCCAAAGACAUCCAGAUAUAGUCAAUGAUCUCAGACUGCUUCAUUCCACCAGAACAUCAGAAAGAUGAACAUAUACAUGGAUCAUGAGCUAGUUGGUCAGUGGUUCAUAUGCAAUCACUACCUGUACAUCAUAACUAAGUUUGGCCAUUAAAAAGUGGGUAUCCUACUUUUAUAUAAAGGAUACAUACAUAAUAAUGCAACUCAUUACAUUUAACUUUAAUUUAAUCAACAGCAAACAUGUUAAUGAUUGACAUUGAAUGAUUGAUUCACAUUACAACUGUAUUGCACUUGCGGUCUUGUUAAUAAAUUAAUCAGAGACAUGAAACAGAAACAAGAAAAAUCCCUUUGUAAAUUAUUUACAUGAAGCUGUAUCUCAACAUAAACAAC
Molecule: messenger RNA, 854 nt
Organism: Hypomesus transpacificus
Lineage: Eukaryota; Metazoa; Chordata; Actinopteri; Osmeriformes; Osmeridae
Gene: vhll
Product: von Hippel-Lindau tumor suppressor like
Exons: 3
Coding region: 41-535 (164 amino acids)
Source: RefSeq, a predicted model, not a curated record